AGGCGUCUUGGGUGGGUUGCCCAUGCGUGCAGAGGCGAUGAGGCGGAGGGCUCUGUCUCCCGCAUAGAGAAAGAGCUCAGCAACAAAUCUGUAUGGGGUCGGCAGCUCGAAGACGACUUUUAUGCGUUCGGCCUCUCAAUGCAGGCACUCAAAGAAGCAAAACCAACAGCAGCAGCAUUGCGGGCAACACUGUCGAAAAAGAAACCGAUACAGCCGAUAAAGAAGCAGAGAGGAAUAGUAGCGGGGCGCCCGAAAACAGAAAAACGGACAGCAAUGGAAGAGGAGAGGCAGAGGCGAUUGGAGCAGCAACGACGAGAGACUGAGGAAGCAAAUAAAAAAUUGCUAUUACAAAUCGACGGGAAAGUGUGGGGAAAGCAGUCGCGGUCUAAGUACAAUUUCUCUGUCUUGGCGGAAAGCGGCGAACACAUUAGUUUUCGGGUAACAGGCUUCUUCUUCUGCGAAAAUUCCGGGAUGGAGGAGGCAACAGUACUGGGGCACACAUUCCAGCAGAACAACGCCACGAAGAUCUGGACUGCAGCCACCCCCGUCGUGUGAUGAGUUUGAGGGGUCCCACAGGGCCAGGAGAUAGCAAAAGCACUGCACAUCCAUGAAAGAACUUAAUCGCGAAGCUACACAGAAACACCACGGAUUAAAGCAGUUGAUGAUGAUGAUGAUGACUUUCGACUUUUACAAGAGCAACAAGCUUCAAAUCAAUCUAAAUGCCAAGGCUGAAUGAAAUAGAACGAUGCGUGACGCUACUAGGAAAUUGUGACAAAAGCAACUGUAGCCUCUUUUUUUGUAGGGCCGCAAGAACCCACUACUUGCUUCUAACUAAACGUCGCAACGUCUAGGCUGAAUAUUUAGAUGUGCUUGCGGCCUACGCUCCCAGGUCUUGGAGCUGUAGGAGCAAGUAGUCGAAGUAUUCGCACCGAAGAAAGGCACUACAGAGUGAUACCUACUUAAACUUACCAGCGCGGAGCUAGAAAACAAGCUCGGUGGAGCAGGCCGCGUAUAUUCACCGCUUCUGGGACAGGCGAGGAAAAAAAUUGAGGCCAAGAAUAUGAAGAUUGCAACACGCCGUCGUUGUAUGUCCUCAAGGUAAGCGCAAGCAGGACGGAGUUGCACUGACGGGGAGCGGUAAAAAUAAAGAUAACCGCUGCGCAAUAAACGUAGACAAUUUCUUAUGCCAGGUUCUUCACCCUACUAGACUUACUUGCUGGGCAAGGCCGCACCGCGAAAGCGGAGCUAUUGCGGCCUGGCCAGGGCAACGACUUAUCGGAUAAUUCUUGCGUUGAAGUUGCGGGAGACCAAACAAUAGCACCAGCGCGCGUCGUUUGGAGGCAGCGACGAUUGCGAACCAGAGGUGCACACCUAAGUCUGGAUCUGGUGAGGGGUUGCCCCCCCUCACCACAAACAUAUAAAAAUUAGACGCCUAUAAUGGCGCGUCUUUCAAUUUGCUACAACCGGAGCACUACAACUCCCUUGCCUACCCGUACGCGGACCACCAAAAAGUUCAUCAAAACAGUUAACCAGUAUUCCGAUUUCAUCGACCACACCUCUUUUAUCUGAUCGAAGAACAUGCACGGCAAGACGCAUGCCACGCCAUGCCAUUGCAAUAAAACAAU
Molecule: messenger RNA, 1625 nt
Organism: Amoebophrya sp. A120
Lineage: Eukaryota; Dinophyceae; Syndiniales; Amoebophryaceae
Source: the annotation of a GenBank genome assembly